AUGAAGAGAGCUGCAACGACAUCAGGCCACAAGACCAUUACCCAUAGCAAACGAGCAAAGCCGAGCACCGCAGGCCCACCUCGACCGAAAAAAGAGGCUUCCCAGCAAGCCGAGUCUUUCGGCGCCCCCCAGAAGCUCUCGGACGCGAAAUGGACAGCUUGGUCUCGCCACGCCGACUCGCCUCCGUUCCCAUCGUUUGCCCGUCCGACGCGCGAGGAAUGCUACACGGCGCACUCGAUCCUGGAAGAGCUGCACGGCGACACGGUGCGCAAGAACUUCGGAGAGACGGACAUGAACUACCCCAUCGUCAUGGACGCCCUGGUCGUCGCCGCCAUCAGCCAGGCCACGAGCUGGGCCAACGCCCAGCGGGCCAUGCGCAGCAUGAGCGACGUCUACGGCUCGACCUUCGCCUACGACGCCAUCGUCGCGGGCGGCGCCGACAAGCUGCGCGACGCCCUGCGGCCCGGCGGCAUGCAGAACCGCAAGGCCAAGAUCCUCAUGGGCUUGCUGCACGACGUCAAGGCCCGCCAUGGCCGCUGGGACCUCCAGUACCUGUUCGACAAGACCGACGAAGACGUCGUCAAGGAGGUUGUGAGCUACUGGGGCAUCGGCUUGAAAUGCGCCCAUUGCCUGUUGAGCAUCUGCCUGCACCGGAACCGCUUCGCUGUCGACACCCACAUUUACCGCAUCUCUGGUCUCUGGGGGUGGCGCCCGAAUGACGCCGGCGUUGGCGAUGCCCAGGCUCAUCUGAACAUCCGCGUGCCUGAUGACAUUAAGUUUGAGUUGCACUACCAGCUUAUAGUACAUGGCCGAGAGUGUCCAGUAUGCCGCGGGAAUGGCUCGGGCAAGCUGGCAAACUCAAAAUGGUCCUAG
Lasiodiplodia theobromae is the source of this 873-nucleotide messenger RNA. RefSeq names its product Base excision DNA repair protein. NCBI's taxonomy places the organism in Eukaryota, Fungi, Ascomycota, Dothideomycetes, Botryosphaeriales, Botryosphaeriaceae. Gene Ontology annotation, molecular function: catalytic activity. The record is from RefSeq and is a predicted model, not a curated record. Gene Ontology annotation, biological process: base-excision repair. The transcript has 2 exons. Bases 1 to 873 code for a protein of 290 amino acids.